Ailuropoda melanoleuca (giant panda) is the source of this 2540-nucleotide messenger RNA. RefSeq names its product glypican 2 (gene GPC2). Lineage: Eukaryota; Metazoa; Chordata; Mammalia; Carnivora; Ursidae. The record is from RefSeq and is a predicted model, not a curated record. Gene Ontology annotation, cellular component: synapse; extracellular region; plasma membrane. Bases 202 to 1896 code for a protein of 564 amino acids. The transcript has 9 exons. Gene Ontology annotation, biological process: smoothened signaling pathway; regulation of protein localization to membrane; regulation of signal transduction.
CCCGCCCCCUGUCCGGCUCCCGGCUCCCAUUGUCUCCUCAGAUGCCGCUUGGUCCAGCUAUCGUGCUCGGUGUUUAGUUUUCCGAGGUCGCGCUCUUUCUCUGCCCGGCGGAGAGGUCCCGCGGCAGAGAACCGGCUUCCCGAGUUCGGACUGUUCUUUCCUUCUUAGGACACACUUUGCUGAACCAGGGUGGCAACAGCUAUGUCCGCUCUGCGAUCUCUUCUGCUUCUACUGCUGUCUCUGUGUCCCGGUCCUGGUCCUGGACCCGGGAGCGAGGCAAAGGUCACCCGGAGUUGCGUUGAGACCCGGCAGGUGCUGGGGGCCAGGGGAUAUAGCUUAAGCCUACUCCCUCCCGCCCUGAUCUCAGGUGAGCACCUCCGGAUCUGUCCCCAGGAGUACACCUGCUGUUCCAGUGAGAUAGAGCAGAGGCUGACUUGGGAGACUGAGACCACCUUCCGAGGCCUGGUGGAGGAGAACGGCUCAUUCCUUGUUCACACACUGGCUGCCCGGCACAGAAAAUUUGAUGAACUUUUUCGGGAGAUACUCUUGUCAUCUGAGCGCUCUCUGGCCCUGCUCUUCCACCGCUCCUUCGGCCACCUGUAUUCCCAGCACGCCCCUGUAUUCAGUGGCCUGUUCUCUCGGCUGCGGGACUACUAUGAGAGGUCCGGUGAGGGGUUAGAUGACGCUUUGGUGGAUUUCUGGGCACAGCUCCUGGAGAGAUUGUUCCCCCUGCUGCAUCCACAGUACACCUUCUCCCCCGACUACCUGUUUUGCCUCACUCGCCUCGCCUCUUCUGCUGAUGACUCUCUGAAGCCUUUCGGGGACGCACCCCACCGCCUCCACCUGCAGAUAACCCGGGCCCUGGUGGCUGCCCGGGCCUUUAUCCAGGGCCUGGAAACCGGAAGAGAUGUGGUCAGCGAAACACUUAAGGUGCCCAUGUCUGAAGGCUGCAGGAGAGCUGUGAUGCGUCUGACCGGCUGCCCCCUUUGUCGGGGCAUCCCCUCACUGCCACCCUGCCGGGGCUUCUGCCUCAAUGUGGCCAAUGGCUGUCUCCACAGCCAGGGACUGGAUCCUGACUGGGGGUCCUAUCUGGAUGGUCUCCUGUUCCUGGCUGAGAAGCUCCAGGGCUCUUUUUCUUUUGAGCUGGCAACCCAGUCCAUUGGGGUGAGGAUCUCAGAAGCUUUGAUGUAUCUGCAGGAAAACAGUGUGGCAGUGUCAGCCCAGGUGUUUCAGCAAUGUGGGAACCCCCAACGGCUACAAGGUGGGUGGGUGGUGGGAAGUGGGAGGGCGCGUGCUCCAGCCCAGCCGCGCUCUCCGCUCACCCAGGUAUGGGAGCUCCGCGAGCGGCUGGGCCGGGUGAGGGGCUUCUGGGCCGGGCUGCCCCUGGCGGUGUGCGGGGACUCCCGCAUGGCAGCGGACAUCUCGGAGGAGGCGGCGCCCUGCUGGACCGGAGCUGGGCGGGGCCGGUACUUGUCGCCGGUGGUCGGGGUGUCUCUGUCCGAGCAGCUCGACAACCCAGAGAUGGCCAAGGAAGACUCGAGCGUCGACCUCCAGACGCGGAGGCGGCGGCUGCAGCUCCGGGCGGCCACGACCAGGAUGAGGGUGGCCGCGCUAGGACGCGACCUGGAACUGGAGGACUGGGAUGAAGAAGACACCAGUGGUUCUGGAGAGGGACAGCACUAUGCAGAUGACUGGAUGGCUGGGACAGCAGCUGUGGCCCCUCCAGCCAGGCUGCCUCGCCCUCCUCGAAGGGACGUUAGUGGGAGCAAAGGAGGAGGUGUCCUUGUCCGCCACAACCAGGGCAGGAGCAGGACUGGGGGGACAUCUGUUGGUUUUCACACCGAACCCAUCCUCAUUCUCUUCCUCUCAGCCCUGGCCCUGCUUGGACCAAGAUAAUGGGGGAGGGGUGCCCUAGCAUCAGAAGGGUUCAUGGCCCUUCCCCUCCUCCCCCCUGCCCCUCAGCUGGGUCUGGGGAGGAGUUGAAGGGGGAUGCAGAGAGGUAGAGAAAGGGACUUUUUGGGUGAAUGGCUGGGGCCCCAAAUCCAGGAGAUUACCAUUGGUGGGUUGGGGGUGGGUGGGUGGGUGUGGGUGUUCACAAUAUUUAUUUUUUCAUUUACAAUCUGGGGAGGAGGGGGCUAGGGGUAUUUAUUUAGUUAAGAGGUGUACUCGCCAACCAAGCCUCUAUGUUGGGCCAGUUGUCAGCCCCAACAAGGAAAAAGGAGUUUUAGAGUUGCGACUGGGGGUGGGGUUUGAAAGAAGUUGGAUGUGGGGAAGGGUGGGGCACCUGGUCUCAUAGGGGCAAAGCUGGGUGCUGAUGGGGUGCAGGGCAGGGGACUGGGGUGUGUGAAUAGGGUCAAGAUCUGGGGGCCUGGUUUCUAUGGAGUUUUCUCGGCAUCAGUUUCUUAAACAAAAAUACCAAAAAGAAAAACAAGGGCUCAUUUCAUAAUCUCUGUCAUCCACAUCCUUCACAAGCUUCCACACUUCCUAUUUCAGUGUUGGAUUUAGUGUUUAUUCUACAAAUAAACAGCUAACGUAUUGGA